UCAGGGAUAUUGGGGCGAGGAAGAGGAAAAAAUAAAGAAAAAACUCAUGAGGAUGAUGAGGAUGAGGGAGGAGGUGGGCGGGCUUAUCUUGCCCCGCCUCUCCCACCCUCCUUCAGUGGGUCUAGGCUGAGAAGGGUUAACUCCAGCACUUUAUCCCUCAACAGAUCUAAGAGGAAAGUAUUGACCCUGGAGGAACUUUAUGUAGAAAUCCUUUACACUAUUCUUCACAUGAUUGGAUGUGAUUCAGAUCAGAUUUCCAUAACAGAACUUAUAGAACAUGUUCGUAAAUCCUUUAAUAUGGAGCAAACUAAACAUCAGCAGCUACUAGAUACUGCAACUAUGAAGGAGGAGCCCUGUCUUAAACUCAACCUGGAGAUACACAGUGCAAAGAAUCUCAUAGGAAAAGAUAUUUCAGGGAAUAGUGACCCGUUUUGUACGUUUUACCUCAGCUCGAACCCUCUAGCUAGGAAUAAUACGUCGUACAAGCCUAGAACCCUUAAUCCAACCUGGAAUGAGGAGUAUGCUCUGGAUGUAAACAGUAUAGAACAGGAUCAGUUAAGACUGGAUGUUUGGGAUUUCAACCCUGAGGAAAAUGUUACAGAAAAGUUUAAAAAGAUCAAUGAGGUGAAAGAUGGCCGAGGGUUGAGAAAACUUAUAAAGGAGACAUUAGUUGCCACUACUGGGAAACAUACUCAUGCUCUUUUAGGCAGUGUUCAGAUAAGUUUGAAAAGUAUCCCUGCUAGUGGUGUAAGUGGAUGGUGGAAUUUAGAGAAACCAGAAACAAGAAAACAGAAGGAGCGGGGAGAAGUCAGGCUUACCCUCACUCUUAGCACAGAAAAGGAUCCUAACUUGUCCUCACAGGAACAUAGACAUCUGCUGAAGAUCAUGUUUGCCUACCAACUUCAAAUAUCUAAUGCUGCCCCAUAUACCUGGAAUGGAGAAUUUGCCCGUGAAUCCGUGAUAAUACUUUCCCAGCAUGCUGUUCAAGGGAAGCUGACCGGGGCAGAUACUGCGCUAGCCAGAUGGUUAGUUUACUGUCAUACACACUGUGAUCUUCCAUUAGACUACAG
This is a messenger RNA of Eurytemora carolleeae, 1070 nucleotides long. RefSeq names its product protein unc-13 homolog 4B. The transcript is spliced from 15 exons. The annotation marks the transcript as partial. Lineage: Eukaryota; Metazoa; Arthropoda; Copepoda; Calanoida; Temoridae. The record is from RefSeq and is a predicted model, not a curated record.